Salpingoeca rosetta is the source of this 1455-nucleotide messenger RNA. RefSeq lists its product as uncharacterized. Gene Ontology annotation, molecular function: transferase activity, transferring phosphorus-containing groups. The record is from RefSeq and is a predicted model, not a curated record. NCBI's taxonomy places the organism in Eukaryota, Choanoflagellata, Craspedida, Salpingoecidae. The transcript is spliced from 12 exons. Bases 1 to 1455 code for a protein of 484 amino acids.
AUGAGCGACGUUGUGGUGGAACCUGAGGUUGAGGUGGAGGUCUUGCUGGCUGGCGUGUCGGCGCAGCUGCGAGAGGCCAUGCACGCUAACCUGGCCAAGUUCCGAUCGCUUGUGGCGCAGGAAAGGACGUCGCCCCCGUUCUUUGACCUCGUUGUGCUGACGGCUUGCGAUGAAGAGCAGGCUGCGUCUUAUCGUGCUGUGCUUGAGGAACGCCUGCGACGCCGCACCAUCCCCAACACCAGAUAUGCCGUGUAUGCGGAUCCAGCUGGUCCCAAGAUUGGCAAUGGCGGCGCUACCAUGGCCGCACUGCAGAAAGUGCAAAUGGAGUUUGGCAAGCACGCGGCCUUUGCAUCGUGGAAGAUCCUGCUGCUGCACGCUGGCGGAUACAGCAAGCGGCUGCCACACGUGAGCGUGAUUGGCAAGAUCUUCACCUCGCUGCCUCUCGGCGACCCGCUUUACACCGCGCUGGAGGUGAAGCUUGCCUCGUACGUCGACUUUCCAGCACGCAUGAACCCCGGAGUCUUUGUUGCCGCUGCAGACUCGAUUGAGAUGAUCGUUGCAGAUGAGAACCUCUCCUUUACCCGCCCAGGAUUCACAGCGCUUGGCCAUCCAUCCUCCCUCUCUAUCGGCACAACACACGGCGUGUUUGUCCUAUCAGACGAUGACAGAGAACAGGCGCGAUCAUCUCGCCUCUUUUCCGCUCCACAACAACAACAACAACAACAACAACAACAACAACAACAACAACAACAACAACAACAACAACAACAACAACAACAACAACAACAACAACAACAACAGGGGGCUGAAGAGGAUGCAGCCCCAGAAUCCACGCGUGCGCCACUGUGCCAGCUUGCCACGUGCUCGCGCUUCCUCCACAAACCAUCGGUGGAUCGAAUGCGCAGCACAGGCGCCGUGAUUCCGGGAACGAACAUGGUGUACACGGACAGCGCCUUUUACUUUGACACGACCACUGCAAAGGCGCUUCUCUCCUUCUACGAGUGUACGCCCGUGCAAGUACCUGACCGGACCCUGCUGCACACCGCGGCUCUCGAUGAUGGCACCUUCGUCACGCUCUUCCUUGGUGUGGAUGAGAGUUUCAAGGAUGGUGCAGUGAGGGAAGAGGCCGGGCAGUCGCUUCGCGUCUGUGGCGUUCCCCUCGCCACUGCACUCGAGCGCAUGGGGCUCACCCUGGCUGACAUCUGGCCCACCGCACAACAGGGAGAGAAAGUGACCCUGUGGACGGCCAAAUUCUUUGUUGCAGCACAGACGGUUGGGGAAUCCGCUGAAGCAGCACUGCGUGCCAUUGCCGUCAUCCGAGGCACUGAACCCAGCGCAAGCACAGAAGGUGUGUUCCAAGCGCGCAUGUGCGUGCCGGAUGUCUUGCAUCACAAGGCCAUUCAAGCAUGCCUCGCGCUGUUUGCCAACGCUUUCCACCAACGUGACAACCCAUGA